CCGAAAGACCCGUCUCAGCCCGAACGUCACACCCGCAAUCAGGCCAAAAUGGACGAUCACAUGUCCCCUUCAAGCCGGAAUCCAUUGACGACGUACUUACGCCAACUCCGUCAAACCAAGACAUCCUUACCCCAUGGCGAGCUUGUGUGCGUUUCAGCGUCUCCAAACAUAAGCACGGUGGCCGCUCUAUUAAGACUGGCUUGCGCCGUUGGCCCAUAUAUCGCUGUUUUACAAGUACAUGCCGAUAUAAUCGACGACUGGUCGCCUGAGGCCGUUCGAAGGCUAACAAAUGUUGCAAAGAGAUUUAGCUUCUUGAUUUGGGAAGGCGGGCGGAUUUUGAAUACAAAACGGCGGCCAACGGGUCAACACGCACUGUCGAGCCAUGAGAUAGCCAGAGACGUCGCUAUGGCACGGAAACGUUACACAAAGGGAAUCAAUGUAGCAGCCUGGGCUGGAUUGGCCAGUACGUGGGUUAUUGGAUCUGAAGGACAGGAUAAAGGUGGCUCUCAGCUUAUUCCAACUCUUCGUCGGGCUGCGCGAGAGACUGUAUCGCGGAUGACUACGUCCGUCCGCACAGAAAUCAGCGGAGGACAAUCGCCAGGUAUAGAUGGAACUGACGAUGAUGAUUGUGGGGAUAGCCCUUGUGAAAAUGAAGAACAAGACCAAAACACCCUUAAUACAGCGCUGGAAGAUUUGGAUAUCUCGCCGCCGCUUCGGAAAAGCUCGGUGAUAUCUCUCACAAGGACGAUUACUCAACACGAAGAACCUUCAAGACCUCCUUUAAUUGAAGUGGAUGAUGACUGCGAUUGUGGUGAAAUCAAUUCAGAGAAUGAAUCGGCAUUAGCCGUAACUGUGACUUCACCGCCGCUUCUUUCCAGGGGGCUCCUGAUUUACCUACCGAGCAAUGGCGAUACGCAAUCUAAGUCUCUACACAGACAGGCCGCCAUUAUUUCAGGGAAAACUCAUAAUGAUUUUGUGGUGGGAUUUGUGACGGAAGAGCCAUGGACGAACGUUCGGAGAGACCAAGCCCUCGCAGAGAGUUUACGCCGGGCAUGUUCGGAUGAACAGGAUGACCUCGACGAAGAUGAUGACGAGGAGGGGGAAGAUGGGAAUGGCAAAGAUGAGGGGAAUCUCAACAAUGCGGAAACUUAUGCGAUAUUCAGUCCGCUUGAAAAUGAUCAUGUUGGCUGCAGCACCAAUGUUCAUGAGCCACGUACAAGCGCCGGGGAGAGCCUAUCAUCACAAGGACAACAUUCGUCAUCCCGCCAUAAAUCAGGCUUGGGCACACAAGCUCAGCAAAUUCGCGCAUUGCAUCAGCUUGUCGCCCAAGCUCUAUCACUUCUAUCAACCAUGAGCCCUGCUGCUCCUCUGAGCUCUUCAGAUGCAAAGCAAGGUUGUCCAGAUAUCCUAUACAUCCCCGUCAUUACUAUGAACCUUUAA
Coccidioides posadasii C735 delta SOWgp is the source of this 1440-nucleotide messenger RNA. RefSeq lists its product as uncharacterized. Lineage: Eukaryota; Fungi; Ascomycota; Eurotiomycetes; Onygenales; Onygenaceae. The record is from RefSeq and is a predicted model, not a curated record. Gene Ontology annotation, biological process: UMP biosynthetic process; pyrimidine nucleobase biosynthetic process. Gene Ontology annotation, molecular function: orotate phosphoribosyltransferase activity.